AUGAUCCGAGGAGUCCAAUCUGCUCUUGCCGUCCGGCGGCAGCGCAGCCUGCGUGUCCAGCCACCUGGGCGCAGAGGGUCUGCGGUCAACAGCACUUCGUCAUUGGCGGGGUCGGACCGGCGGGCCAGCAUCCUGUCCACCAAGGUGUCCAACUCGUCGGUGACCAUGUUCCACAUCGGCAUAGUGUUCAUAGUGUUGGGCACCAUCCUCAUCAUCACCAGCCUGAUCCCGGGUCACGUGCGGACUGACCAGUGGGAUGACCUGUUUGGCACAGGCUGCUUCCUCUUCCUCAUUGGUGGGCUUCUGGGUCUCAUCAACCGAAUGAUUGCCAAGGACGAGGACGAGAAGCUCAACUCAUUUGUCCAACGCAAACUGGCACGCUCCAAAUCAGGCCUUCCAGCACACGACGACGACGACCUGGAAGGCGGCAGGCACCACCAUCACCAGCACCAACGGCGCCAGCUGCACCUGCAGCACCACAAUAACCAGCACCGCGCACACCACCACAAGCAAAAGUCCAAGCCUUCAAAGUCCGCCACCAACACCACAACCACCGCCAACAACGGUACCCCCAGACCUGGAGGCGAAGAACCAGCAGGUGCAGGUGCAGUUGGCAACACUCACCUCCCCUGCAACGGAUCCAGUCCCGUCCAGUCCUUGGACCCCAUCGUCGAAGAACAACAGCAGAUUCGCAACGUUAUCAUAGAUGGCGCUCCUCGUGCGGAACAAGUCAGCGACGAUGUCGUCGGCGUCCACCAGGUGCGCAUAGAAGAUCAUCAACGCGCUUCUGCUGAUGGGGAAGCAGCAGNUCUGACUGGCCUUCCAGCACACGACGACGACGACCUGGAAGGCGGCAGGCACCAUCAUCACCAGCACCAACGGCGCCAGCUGCACCUGCAGCACCACAACCAGCACCGCGCACACCACCACAAGCAAAAGUCCAAGCCUUCAAAGUCCGCCACCAGCACCACAACCACCACCAACAACGGUACCCCCAGGCCUGGUGGCGAAGAAGCAGCAGGUGCAGGUGCAGUUGGCAACACUCACCUCCCCUGCAACGGAUCCAGUCCCGUCCAGUCCUUGGACCCCAUCGUCGAAGAACAGCAGCAGAUUCGCAACGUUAUCAUAGAUGGCGCUCCUCGUGCGGAACAAGUCAGCGACGAUGUCGUCGGCGUCCACCAGGUGCGCAUAGAAGAUCAUCAACGCGCUUCUGCUGAUGGGGAAGCAGCAGCAUCAGGAGAAGAACCGUCAUCAGGACAAUCUGAGCCGCCAUCAGCGAAAGCUGGAGAAAAAGAAGAAGACGCCAUCGUGGCGCAAGAGGAUUUAACUCAGGAGCAGGAGGAAGAUGAAACGGCGCCUCUGAAUAACAAGACUUCCAAAAUUUACUAA
This is a messenger RNA of Notodromas monacha, 1389 nucleotides long. Lineage: Eukaryota; Metazoa; Arthropoda; Ostracoda; Podocopida; Cyprididae. The record is from the annotation of a GenBank genome assembly.